Cicer arietinum (chickpea) is the source of this 1965-nucleotide messenger RNA. Its product is annotated as probable protein phosphatase 2C 42. Lineage: Eukaryota; Viridiplantae; Streptophyta; Magnoliopsida; Fabales; Fabaceae. The record is from RefSeq and is a predicted model, not a curated record. Gene Ontology annotation, molecular function: protein serine/threonine phosphatase activity; cation binding. Gene Ontology annotation, biological process: protein dephosphorylation.
GGAGAUUGAAAAGAAGAACACGCAACAAGGGCUUCCCCACACCAUCCUUUCCCGACAAAGAAAACGAGCCCAUUUCUGUUCCUUCACCACCGAACACACCCUCUUCCUCUCGCUAACUUGCGCCUCAUUCUUAACCUGCGCACUCCUCCUUUCCUUUUCCAUAACCUUCCCUUAACCAUUCUCUCUCUUUCUCUCUCUAUUAUUGCGUUUGAGAUUCAAACCAAGCACCACCCCCAUUGGAAUAGCUUCCGGUGUUGGGUGUAUUAGGGUUAGGGUUUCUGAGAGAUGUGGGAUGCUUCAGGCAUUGAUGAAUCUUCUCUCUCCGUGUUGGAGGCCGUUCGGGCACGGUGACAAUUCUUCAUCGGGCAUUGUCGGAAGAGAAGGUAGAGACGGAUUGCUUUGGUUUCGUGAUUUCGGUAGGUAUGGCUCCGGCGAAUUCUCCAUGGCCGUCGUUCAAGCAAAUCAAAUCCUUGAAGAUCAGAGUCAGAUCGAAUCCGGUCCACUUGGAACCUUCGUCGGCGUUUACGACGGUCACGGUGGUCCCGAUGCUGCGCGUUAUGUCUGCGAUCACUUGUUCCGAAAUUUUCAAGCGGUAUCGAGUGAGUCACGGGGUGUUGUGACCGCUGAGACCAUUCAAGCGGCGUUUCGUUUAACUGAAGAAGGGUUUACUGCCAUGGUUUCUGAACUAUGGAAUACUCGACCACAAGUUGCAACUACUGGAACUUGUUGUUUGGUUGGAGUGAUUUUUCAGCAGACGCUUUUUAUUGCAAAUGUGGGAGAUUCUCGUGUUGUGUUGGGGAAGAAAGUUGGGAAUACUGGUGGGGUUGCGGCGAUUCAGCUGUCUACUGAACACAAUGCAAAUCUCGAGGCUGUUAGACAGGAACUUAGAGAGUUACACCCUCAUGAUCCCCAGAUUGUUGUUCUCAAGCAUGGAGUGUGGAGAGUAAAAGGAAUUAUUCAGGUUUCUAGAUCUAUAGGCGACGUGUAUAUGAAACAUGCGCAGUUUAAUCGGGAACCAAUUAAUGCAAAAUUCAGGCUUCCUGAACCAAUGAACAUGCCUAUCUUGUCUGCUAAUCCAUCUAUUAUUUCUCAUCCUCUCCAACCAAAUGAUUCCUUCGUUAUAUUUGCAUCAGAUGGUUUAUGGGAGCACCUGAAUAAUGAUCAAGCAGUUGAUAUUGUUCACAGAAAUCCACGUGCGGGUAGUGCCAAGAGACUUAUCAAGGCGGCCUUGCAGGAAGCAGCUAGAAAACGUGAAAUGCGAUAUUCAGACCUUCGGCAGAUUGACAAGAAAGUUCGACGGCAUUUUCAUGACGAUAUAACUGUUAUUGUUUUAUUCUUAAACCACGACCUUAUAUCUAGAGGUACAGUUCAAAACCCACCGCUGUCAAUUCGAAGUGCUCUCAAUCACUGACUUGUAUGAUUGUAAGCAUGAUUUGUCUUAUACAAGUAUUCUGGCAACGCUACCAAAACUAAAAGGAUACACCCACCACAUCACUGGCACGUUGCCAGAAUACACAUACGGCAAACCCUUUGGCAAGAAUAGUGCUGGCUGGGCACAUAUGGUUUACUGAUAUUGAGAUAUAACUGGGACGUCUUAUUGGUUAAGCUCCGACUUAUAACACGUUAGAAAUUUAUGCAUUAAAAUGACAAAAGGAAUCAGAAAAGAAACUUUUGGUUUAGUAAUUGGACGAUCCAGUUUUACUUAAUCUUGGUUCUUGACAUGAUUGACCAAAUCUCACUACUAUUUCUUGCGAUUGACCGUAAGAUACUAUUGGCUCUGUAAACCAGAUGACCAGCAAUUAAAUAUACUGCAAUUUGCCUCAAAAGCAUAACAGAUCGGAUUUGCCAUGGCAUUUACUGCUUUUGGUUCAAAAGAAAAUUGAGUAAUUGUUUCAAAAGAGUUUGAUGUAUUUGUUUCAAAAUAUUUUACCAUAGCAAAUAAUGAAAUUACUAUUAACAUUGUGA